Bactrocera dorsalis (oriental fruit fly) is the source of this 8404-nucleotide messenger RNA. RefSeq lists its product as uncharacterized. The record is from RefSeq and is a predicted model, not a curated record. The transcript is spliced from 17 exons. Gene Ontology annotation, biological process: autophagy; Golgi organization; COPII vesicle coat assembly. Lineage: Eukaryota; Metazoa; Arthropoda; Insecta; Diptera; Tephritidae. Bases 421 to 8064 code for a protein of 2547 amino acids. Gene Ontology annotation, cellular component: ER to Golgi transport vesicle membrane; endoplasmic reticulum exit site.
UAUUUAUGUGUGUUUAGUUACAUAAUUUUCAUUACCAAUGCUUUCAGCAAGUACAAUAAAUAAAUAUAUGAGACGUAAGGUGUGCAAUUGUAAUGCAUGCAACCCUGCCAAUCUUGUGUUACCUUUGAUGAUUAGUUUCGCCAAUUGUCAACAUUACCUGCAUUUUGACAUUUCGCUUUCUCAAAUGUCACCAAUUCGUUCAUUGUGAUUUUUCUUUCGCACUGUGUAGAUUUUUCUCGGGAAAAUUUUAUAACUUUCACGAAAAUCACCUGUAAAUUUAUAUUUCAAUUAAACGGAGCGAUAAAUAUACAAUAAAAAAUUUAUUUUAAAUAUGCUAUAAAAGCUGAAGUAGCUGCAAGUGUUACUAAUAGUGUAGUGCAAGUAAGAAAAAGCUUCAAUUUCGGUGUGUAAAUUGUAAAAAUGUCUUGGGUGCAAAGUAAUGCACCACCCCCUACGCUGCCACAGCAGCAGUCGCAACACUCCUAUCCACAACAGCAGAAACAUCUAAUUCCACAGGUGGCUCAGCAGCAGCAGCAGCCACCGCUAAAUUUACAACAACAGCAACAGCAUUUAGCAACACAAUCGCAUGCACAAGCAAACACCGUUGCUGCAACAAAUGCUUACACGAAUCCGGCACCACCCCUUGCAUCCAAUUUGGCUUCCACCACUAGCGCUUAUAUGAGCAAACCGAUAAACGUUAACAAUAACAUACAUCAGUCGCAACAGCAUAACUCUAUGCGCUCACAAAUGCAUGCCAACGGUGGUACACACCAGCAUCCGCAGCAGCCUGGUCACUUUGGCGUACAACAGCAGCAGCAGCCAUCAGCCGCAGCGAACGCCUGGCAGCAACAGCCUUACGCGCCACCAAACAAAAUGAUGCAAUCGAAUGCUGCCGCCGCGAACAACAAUUGGCCGCAACAACAACAGCAGCAGCAGCAAACAACACAGAAUGCCAACAAUUUAUAUCCACAGCCGCAGCAACAACAAGCAACUGCACCGCAUAACAUCUGGCAACCACCAGAUCUGCCAACGGCUAAUAACGUGCCAACGCAACAGCAGCAGCAGCAAGCAUAUCCACAUCCAACCACAUACGACAAUUAUUUCACAGCAAACCAGAACCAAGGAACACAGCAGCAGCCACCAACAGCACAGCCAGCUGCGCAGACGUCACAAUAUCAACAGCCGCCACAGCAAGUAGCGCCUGACGCGGCCAACUAUUUUCACUAUCAGCAGCAGCAGCCGACACAAAUGCCACAGCAGCCGCCGCCACAACAACCAGCCGCUGCUGAGCUAUUCGACAAUAGCAAUGCGAACAACAGAAGCGAUGGCUGGGGCGACUGGGACUGGAAUGAUAAUGGCAACGUAGUUGGCGGUGAAGUGGAGCAAACGCCAGCUGGGCAGCAGGCGCCUCCCUCGACGCAAUUGCCCAUACAUAAACCGGCGGUACAACAGCAGGCGCCGCCGCUCAAUGCAUUUGACGCGCAGCCUACGAAUUACAAUGCACCCAAUGUAAUCGAGGAAAGUUUUGGUGCGCAGUCAACCGAUAACUGGAGUUGGAAUAUUGGCGACGACGUCAAUGCGAAUGCGCACAGCACAGGCGUCGACAACGAAUCUGCAACAAUAACACCUCAAGUGCCAACUACAAAUAAUCGUCAAGCGGCACAAGUGCCGCGGCAAGUUGCGAGCAGCGUUCAAGUGCCACAACAGAAAGCCGCAGAAUAUGCCGUGACCGAUGCGGAUGAUGUGAGAGCUGCAGCGGCAGCAGCAGCAGCAGCGAAUGUGGGCAAACCCACUGCACUUCCGCUCUCCGAAGCGACCAAUGAAAACUACAAUACCACAGCGCCUACCCACGCGGCGCCACCCAGCGCUGCACCCCCAGCCGCAGUUGGUGUUGGCAGCAACAUUCCAAACUCCGUUUAUGUGUCACAAGCAAAACCGGUUUCGCGUCCUUCACGCCAAUACGCUUCGCCACCAGGCGUUGCCAGCCCGACCAGUGAGCCAUUGGAUAAUGCUUUAACACCGCCACAGGCAUUCCAAAAUGAAGUAGCCACGAUAAAGCCUGAAGUUAUGCCGCCCACAGCGCCACCUGCCGGCGUCGCCUCUAUCGGUCUACCACUGCAAACCCCACCCCCUGCUUUGUCACCACCAAGUAAUUUGCCGCCACCACCCGGCGCUAACGCCACUGCGGGUAAUCCUUUCAAACGCGCAGGCGCAGCGCAACAUCACCGCGGGGUCAAUAUCGCAGCGCCACCUGCUGCCCCGCAGCAAAUCACAGCUGCAGCCGUAGCUAACGCGUUUGCUGUGCCACCGCCGCCCGCAGAUUUUGCCAAUCCGCUACUCAAUCAUUUGGAACCCGAUAAUUCGGAAAUCUUGCAUGAAAAUCAAGAAGUGUUGGGCACUGCUUUGCCAAUACCGCCAACAUCGUUGUUGUUGCCCACCACACAAAAUAUUACUUUGCCGGGCGCAGCAGCGGCACAGGCACCUCCACCGCCACCCCCUAAUGAUGAGCGCAACCAGUACUUGCAGACAAGCCCACUUUCGGAGAAUCCCGAUGAGGAGUUGAAUUUGGAGGCCGACAGUCUACCGCCGCCAGGCUUGUCGCGUCUAGUGUUGGGGCAGCCGGAGCUUCUAGAAGCCACACAGCGCAUGGUUACCGGUACGGAGGAGCCGGCCAAUAUGCAUAUGGACGAGCGGCACGCUGAUGGAGAGGACACAUCUUUGGAGCAGGUGCCAGCAGUACCGCUGGCUGCAACUAACACGCCAAACAACAAUAGCAACACCAUAGAUAUAACCGCAGACCGCAAUCUAUAUUUGGUACCUGGUGAGAGCAAUAUCAGCAACGAGCAACGCGUCGUUACUGGCGUUGAACGCUCGCCGGAGAGCAAUGCGCCGGCGCCACCGCCACAAAUCGCUAGUGGCCAACGCGAGAUCGAACUGGACGGCGAGAACUUGGAGGACCAACAACAGGAGCAACAGCACCAGCAGCAACAACCACCGCUACUCACGGUAAACAGUCGCGACGAACCGCCUUUAGAGGGCGCUGCCGCUAGCAACGAACCUUCACCGCCAACGGUUGAUGAGAGUCAGGACGUACAUCGCCAUCAUCAUGUACAACAUCACCAUCAUCAUCAUCAUUCGACGAAAUCAAAGGAGCUAUCCAAUGCAUCGACGGGAAAUGAUGAAAGCGAUCCAUUGCCGGAGCAUCAACAUCAUCACCACGCCGCACGUUACACCGGCGCCGGCAGCAAUAAGUCGCGCAAGCAUUCAACCGGCGAGUUGGAGCGCAAAGUGUCUGAUCGUCAACAGCGCCGCGACAAACAACGUAGCUCCGCCGAUCGCUACGAGAGCGAUGAUCUCGAGGGCUCCGAACCUUACUCAAGUGAUCGUGAACGCGAACGCGAGCGUGACCGUCGUCGCGGCUAUCGUGAGGGUAGCGUACGCAGUGAUCGCGAACGUGAGGAGCGCGAUUAUGCCAAGGAUAAGAGGCGUCGCGCUGGCGAACGCGCAGAUAAGCGCGACGAACGUGACAAGUUACGCGAUAAGUAUUAUACACGUGAUAAUGGUAAAUCGGAUACGUUGCGUCGCAGUGGUCGUUACAAUCGUCAAUAUGACGACGAUGUGGAAGAUGUGAGCGCGCGACGUAAAGAGCAAUCGCGUCGCAGCGGCGCGCGUCACCACAAUGAUGAACGCGCCGGACGCAGCGACCGUAGCGAGCGCGACUACGAUGACUACAAUCGUCGUCCACGUGGCGCGCCCAAACGCGGCGAAAAAAUCCAUGACGAGGGGCGCGAUGUGCGCCGCAGCAACUAUGCGGAUGAUGAGCGUCGUGAGCAGCGGCGCACACGUCGCGAUCGUGGCAGUGAUUACGAUACAAUUGAGCGCCGUCAUCGCGGCGCCGGUGGCGACAAAUCAAUGCGUGGUGAACGCGCCGAUCUGCGCGAAUACGAAGAGUAUCGCAAGCAGAGCUCACGCAAUGCACGUGAGAGUGAUUUGGAGAAGGAGCGCGCACGCUACGAUCCACGCCAUGCCGCCAUGUAUGGCUACCCGCCAGGCGCGUAUGGUUAUGAUCCCUACGCUACAUAUUACUAUGAGCAAAUGGCGCGCACCAAUCCGCAGGCAUACUCGGAGUGGUAUAAGAAAUAUUAUGGGCAUGCAGCCGCUGCAACGGCAUCCAGUUUGAGCGCACAUGCCGCAGCUGGUGGAGACCAUGCUAGCUUAAAUAGCAGCUCGUUGGCGGCUGCCACGGCGGAUGGGCGUGAGUCGGUGCACUCGGGGCGCAGUUCGGUGCAAAACGAAAAUGAUCGGUAUACACAAGCAUACAUUUCACAAGCCAAUGAAUACCAUCGUCAUUUGCAACAGCGACAACUGCAUUCGCAACAACAACAACAGCAACAACAUAUGAUUUACAGUCAACAGCAUACGAAUAUGUCACUCAACUCUACAACGCUAGAUGACGGUACGGGCAGCAUGUACGGAACCGUUGGCGAGGCAUUACGUGCUGCUCGCUCCACAAGCAAUCUGUCGCAAAUUGGCAGCGGCAUUAGUGCCAUAACGGGCGGCGGCGUCGGUGGCGUUAGUUUAACAGCAUACUACGCUGGUGUCGGCGGUGUUGGCGCGGCCUAUUAUGCGCGUUCCGAUUACGCGGAGUCCAGAUCGGGUCAUCUGUCAUUACGCGAUGCCGAAGCCAUCGCCGAACCCGAUCCACAACGACUCACACCACGUAAAUUCGUUAACGAGCACUCAAUCGUUUCACUGUCGGCCGGCAUACUCGUUACCGUUAAACCGAAGUACACUUCACAUGGCGCCAUUAGCAAUAUUGUGAAGUUGCAGCGCUUAGGUGCCAACGAUGCAACACGUCAACUCUUCCAGACCUAUCCGGGUCCGUUGGUACGUGGCCUCACACACAAGAAGACCAUUAUUGAAUUCUGCGAGGAACAAAUACGUUUGGGUCCCAUGGAGACCACCAUCUACGCCAAGCAGCUGGUGUCCAAUAAUAUUGAGAAAUAUCGUGGCUCCUAUACGUUGAUGUGGAACCUGCUGAUUUUGUUGUUGCGUCAAAAUGGCAUGGUUGUUGGCACGGAUAUUGCGGAAUUACUCUUGAAAAAUCAACAACAAUUCCCCUAUCAAAUCGAGCACGCCGACGCUGGCGACUCAUCGGCGCUCAGUGGUGAUGAGGCAGAUGAACAGCAAGCACCAGCAACCGACUCCGCUGUCGCCGAACAGCAUAAUACCGAACGUGACUCGGGUAACGAAGCUGAAACCGUUACUAAUACGAGCAAACAAGCACCGAAAUCCACCACAACCAUCAGCAAUAUACCAGUGCUCAGCGAUGAUGAGAUAACCGAAAAGUUCCGUAACUAUUUGCUGUAUGGCAAUGUGAAUGAGGCGCUCGACUGGGCCACCGAUAACAAUUUGUGGGGUCAUGCGCUCUUCCUAGCCUCCAAAGUGGAUCGGCGUUCACACGCCAAUGUCAUGAUGAAGUUCGCUAACAAGCUGUCGCUUAACGAUCCACUGCAGACGCUCUAUCAGCUGAUGAGCGGCCGCCAGCCGUCUAGCGUGACUAGUGUGCAGGACGAGAAAUGGGGCGACUGGCGUCCACAUCUCUCGAUGAUACUCUCAAAUACGUCACAAAAGCCCGAAUUAGAUCGUAAAUCGAUAACAACGCUUGGUGAUUCGUUGCUCAAUCGUGGAGAUUUAUUCGCGGCGCACUUCUGUUACCUAAUGGCGCAAGUGGGUUUCGGGCGCUACCAAGAGAGCGCUACGCUGGAGAACACACUGCAACAGCAUUUGCCAAAACUCGUCUUACUUGGCUCAUCGCAUUAUAAAUACUUCAACGACUUCGCCGCCAACGAAGCCAUCAUGAUGACCGAGAUAUAUGAGUACGCCUGCUCAUUGAAUGAUGAUAAAUUCUCGCUAGUCGAGUUUCAGCCUUAUAAAUAUUUGCUGGCCACACGCCUGCUGGAUUAUGGCUAUAAUUUACGUAGUCUCAUGUAUUUCGAACAAAUAGCGCUGCACAUACAACGCGAUCCGAGCAAAUACGAAGCAAGCUUCAUUAAUAAGAUCUAUGAGUUUGCCGAUCGUCUCAAAUACUACGACCCAGUGUUGGAACGCUCCAUGGACGAUCAACAACAUCCUACUGACGGUCAGUUGCCGAAUUUCGAGGAGCAAAAGUGGUUGCAAGACUUGCGCGCCCUGGCAGUGCAACAUAAGGACGAAUAUACCAGCCCUGCUGCACCGGUGUAUGGACAAAUUGCCGAUACACAGAGUCAAAUCGAUCAACAAUUUGUCGAGAUAAAUAAACAAUUUAAUGAGCUGAAUUUGCAAUAUCAAGGUCUCGGCAACGUCGAACAAACGCCUACCUAUUACAACCCAGACGCCAUGCAACAGCAGCAACAUCAACCGCAUAAUGAUAUAGCUGCUGAGCAUUAUAAUCAGCAACAACAGCAACAAAUAGCAGUGGCUGGCGACUACAACAGUCAACAAACGAGCCUAGAUUCACAAGCUCCGAAUCACUUGGCUGGCGUUGCACAAGAUGCUGGCGAUGCAUCAUAUGCUUAUUAUAAUCAACAGCAACAGUAUAUGCAGCCAGUAGAUGCGCAGCAGCAGCCACAGCCACAGCCACAACAGGAACCUCACUCAAUUCCUUACUAUGAUCCCACACAACAACAGCAACAUUAUCAAGGUUAUGGCGCAGAAGCGGUGGAUGCGCAAAAUAAUGCUGCCGCUUAUGAUUACUGGGCACAACAAAAUCAACAACAACAGCAAACACAACAUGCCGGUUAUGGCGACGAGCACGCCACAAAUGAUGAUGAGCCCGCUAUUGGGAUAACAAAAACAACAAAAAACGUGGAAGCCUUUUUAAAUAAUGAUGAUAUGCUGGCAUUGAAGCAAAUGCCACUUAAAGCAAAGUCACAAACAACUACCACAUAUAAAACUACUUUGGAGAGUAUACGAAAAUUACAACAUCAGCAAGACAAACCCUUGGAAAUCACCGCUGCAGCAGCCAAAUUAUAUAACAGUUAUGAUGGGCCGCAAACGCGUGUCGCAAAAAAGCCCAACACUAAUCACAACAACAACAACAACAACAACAAUGCGAAACAGCAACAACACGCAGCUACUUUGACCACAUCGUUCCUCAGCGCGCCGCCAGAUAAUGCGCGGCCCACCAUAUCCAUGCCGAAAUCGAAAAUGUAUGAUUCGGAAGAUGAUAAGCAGCAGCAACAGAAGGCGAAUGCCAACGCUGGCGGCAGCAAACCGAGUGAGCAGAAGAGUGGUAAAAGUGAGGCUGGCAAGGAGACGCAAAAAAGCUCCCAGCAAGGUAAUCAAAACUCCGGCUGGUUCGGCGGCAUUUGGAACAAGCUUUCACUGAAGCCCAAAAAUCAAAUGAUUUUGCCCGACGACAAGAAUCCCAGCAUCGUUUGGGAUCCGGAAAAGAAAAAAUGGGUAAAUACAGAUGGUGACGAAGCGUCCGAAGAAAGCUUCAAGCCGCCACCGAAGAUGAGCGAUAUCAUGGCACAAGCGCCACCAGCAAUGGGUGCGUCCAAUGUGCCAACUGCGUCACAGCCGUAUCCACAACCACAACCGCAACAACAACAACAACAACUGCAACCUCAACCACCACAGCAACAGCCCUCACCAUUGCUCGACACGCAACAGUAUGCUGCGCCCACACAAUCACCAGCCCCUGCCGUCUCACCAGCGCCCGUCUCCGGCUACAGUGCGCAUGCGUUGACCGGUACCGAUGCGGCAGGCGCAACUAAAACGCCUAGUUUGCAGUCAAAUAUGUUCAAAAUGCAACGCAAUCGAACUUUGAAGAAUUCCUACGUCGAUGUGUUCAAUCCCUCAGGUGCCCCUAUGAAGGCGGUGGAAAAUGUGCUGGCUCCGGCCUUGCCCCCGGCUGCAGUGCCGCAAAGUGGUUUCUUUAUACCGGGUCCGGCGCCAGUCGCCGCUGCGGGCGACAAUAAUGAUGCUGGCGCAUAUCAGCAGCAACAGCAACAACAAAUGCCGCAACAAGAUGUGCCACAAUUCUACAAUCCAAAUCAAUUCAGCGGUGGUGCUUAUUAGAUAAGACAGUCAAACCUUCACUCACACACACCUAUACACAUACCAACUAAACAGUGGGAAUAAAAUAGUCAUACUCUUUUACAAUUAGCUACAGUUAAUUAAAUAGUUAAAUUUUAACAAAAAAAAGUUAUUCAAUUGAAGAAAAAUAGUAAAAUCAAAAAACGAUAUAAAAACAAUAACAAAUUAGAAAACGACAUAAAUCAAUAAGUAAAUUAAUAGACUGCUUGGCGUGAGGCGCGUGUGGUCAGUGGCGAGCUGUGUGUGUGGCAGUAGCGUUUUAGUACACUAGGCAAACGAAAUAAUGACGAAAAUGAAAUGUAAAAAAAAAUUAAAUAAUUAA